UCAAACAAACACAGAGCUACCAGACGCAAAUCAAACAAUGGGAGAAGCAACAAUUCUUUACUCAUUUCUUUCUUUUAUCUUUCUCAUCAUUUGCUUAAACUUGUUUCAAUCAAGAAAACACCCCAAAAACCUCCCUCCAAGCCCACCAUCACUACCUGUAAUUGGCCACGUUCACCUCCUAAAACCCCCCAUCCAUCGUUUGUACCAUAGUCUAUCACAAAAAUAUGGUCCAAUCUUCCACCUCCACCUCGGUUCUCGGCUUCUUGUUGUAGUAUCAUCUUCAACCGCAGCAGAGGAAUGCUUCAGCAAGAACGAUAUCGUUUUUGCCAAUCGCCCCAAGUUUAUCAUAGGCAAACACUUAGGCUACAACAAUACCACAGUUUCAACAUCGUCUUAUGGUGAUCAUUGGCGCAACUUACGUCGAAUUGGUGCCAUUGAAAUCUUCUCAUCAAGUCGUCUAAACGCCUCCGUGACUGUUCGAAAAGACGAAAUCUGGCGCUUGCUACUAAAAUUGUCGUGUGAUUCACGUCAAGAGUUUGCGAAAGUGGAGCUGAAAUCUAUGCUUAAUGACAUGACCUUUAAUAACAUAAUGAGGAUGGUGGCAGGGAAACGGUACCAUGGAGAUGAAGUGACGAAUGAAGAAGAAGCAAGAGAAUUUAGGGAACUUAUAGCAGAGGCAUUCAAGAAUAGUGGAACAGCAAAUCCAGCAGAUUACUUGCCAAUAUUGAACUGGUUUGGUGAAGGGUUUGAAAAGAAGGUGAAGAAGGUUGGAAAAAGGAUGGACAGGUUCUUGCAAACUUUGGUUGACAAUCACCGAAGUAAGAGGCAGGAAAAUAAUAGUAUGAUUGAUCACCUUCUUUCCAUGCAAGAAUCUGAGCCUCAUCACUACACUGACGAAGUUAUCAAAGGGUUCAUAUUGGUGAUAAUACUUGCAGGAACUGAUACAUCAGCAGUCACAAUAGAGUGGGCAAUGUCCAAUUUGCUAAAUCACCCAGAAGUGUUGAAGAAGGCUAGAGCUGAACUAGACAAUCAAAUUGGUCAAGACAACCUGAUUGAUGAACAAGAUGUUUCCAAGCUACAUUAUCUUCAAAGUAUUAUAUUGGAGACACUUCGAUUAUACCCUGCAGCUCCUCUUCUGCUUCCACACAUGCCAUCUAGUGAUUGUACCAUAGGUGGAUACAACGUGCCACGUGGUGCCAUCGUAUUGGUGAAUGCAUGGGCCAUUCAUAGGGAUCCAACACUAUGGGAUGAUCCAACAAGUUUUAAGCCAGAGAGAUUUGAAAAUGGCGAGAAAUUAGGAGAAUAUUCUCACAAGCUAAUGCCAUUUGGGUUAGGAAGGAGGGCAUGUCCAGGAGCAGGCCUGGCUCAGCGAAUGGUGGGAUUAACUUUAGGAUCUUUGAUUCAAUGCUUUGAGUGGGAAAGGAUUGACGGCAAGGAAAUUGACAUGACUGAAGGAAAGGGAAUCACCAUGCCUAAAGUUCAGCCAUUGGUUGCUAUGUGCAAAGCUCGUCCCAUCGUGAAUAAGGCUUUUUAUAAAUAAAUUUGAUUAAAAAUGUUUCAUUAUUUAUCAUUAGUUGGGUGAUUAUAUUGCAAAAAUAGGCGUUGGGUAUCUAUCUAGUAAAGAUUUUAUUGUAGUAGGACAUAGUUAAUGUAUUCUUUUUCUUUUUUUUUUUUAAU
Molecule: messenger RNA, 1677 nt
Organism: Durio zibethinus
Lineage: Eukaryota; Viridiplantae; Streptophyta; Magnoliopsida; Malvales; Malvaceae
Product: cytochrome P450 81Q32-like
Molecular function (GO): monooxygenase activity; oxidoreductase activity, acting on paired donors, with incorporation or reduction of molecular oxygen; iron ion binding
Source: RefSeq, a predicted model, not a curated record